CAUUGUACUCCUCCUACUCGUACCUACUUACCUAGGAACCUACCGUCGCACGUGCUACCUCUUACUUGAUCUUGAUCCUCCAGCUCUGAUAGCAAUUGGAAUGACGAUAUCGAAAUUCCCGGGUUUAUGUGGAAAUUCCAAAAACGCCUCAAUCAUGAGAAACCUGGUUUAUUUGAUUGAUUUUCAAAGAGAAGGAGAAGGAGAAGGAGAAGGAGAAGGAGAAGGAGAAGAAGAGACAGAAAAAGUCCCUACCUGCCUCGAGCCUGCCCUGCCCUGCCUCCUGCCUACCUACCUACCUACCUACCUACCUAGUAAUAAUUUAGUUUAAAACUAGCUUUAUGUAUGUGAGGACAACAAGACAAUUCCAUUCAAAUCAAUUAUUACAAACUUAUAUUAUCUUUAUGUUCAAUGUUCAUCAAAUUUACAUAAACUUUUGAUUUUUCUUCCCAAGAGAACGAAAGCAUAACUCGUUUUUUAUCGUCGUCGUGAUAUUUAUUGCUACAUACCCUCUUACUCGAAUCUCGAAAACUUUCUUUGCAUUGAUAUCAAUUUCUCUAAUCCACCACACAACACUAAAAGAAAGAUUACAUCAACGGCCAACCACCUCUAACUAAACCCUGGUCAAAAUUAUUUAAAUUCCGGAAGCUCCUCCAAUUGUCAAAGAACUGUCUACAGCGCAGCACAGCACAGCACAUCACAGCACCUACAAUUUAAACACAAAACCGCGAAAGCUUAUAAUCGACUUGUCUCAAUCCCCAUUUCUGUCAGUCGAGUCUAUUCUGCAGAUUGAAAGCUAAAAUUUCAAAAUGUCUUCUCCAUCAUCUGGCGGAAGUGUAGGAAAGAGAAAGCGUACUGCUACUGCUUCAUCUUCCAAGAAAUCCUCAACACUCGAUCAAUUACAAAAUUCAUCAAGAGAUGCAUCUGGUGAAGAUGGCGAAUCCACAGCUCCAGAAACCAGAGAAACACGUAGCUCAAGUCACAAGAAGACUAUCUCCAUGGACUCUCAAAACCCACCCGCCAAACGUCUUCGCUCAUCUACGCACGAGAAAGUAGCAGUUAAUGGAUCCGACAAUGCGCGAGAUCCGGGUGAACCAUCGGACACAACUGAAGGUAGCACAGACAUUGCGAACAGGGUUGGAAAGAAAGGAAGAAAAAGUAUUUCCAAAGGAGAUGAAGAAGUGCCAGAGCAAGAGGGAGAGAAAGAAGAAACCGCACAAUCAAUGGCCCCACCACCAAUUGGAAAAUUGACAGAUCCAGUUGGAUACAAAACCAAUCCACCCCCAGCUGACAGACCAGUUCGUGUCUAUGCGGAUGGUGUGUUUGAUUUAUUUCAUCUUGGACAUAUGCGACAGCUUGAACAAGCUAAAAAAGCAUUCCCAGACGUUUAUUUGUUAGUCGGAGUUACAGGAGAUGCGGAAACACACAAGAGAAAAGGACUUACAGUUCUAUCUGGGCAAGAACGAGCUGAGACUGUGAGACACUGCAAAUGGGUGGAUGAGGUUGUGGAGAACUGCCCAUGGAUCGUUACUCCAGAAUUUCUAGCAGAGAAAAGGAUUGAUUACGUUGCGCAUGACGAUCUUCCAUAUGGAGCUGAUGAGGGAGAUGAUAUUUACAAACCCAUCAAGGAACAAGGAAAAUUCUUAGUUACGCAGAGAACUGAGGGUGUCAGCACGACUGGUAUCAUUACAAAGAUUGUUCGGGAUUAUGAGAAAUAUAUCGCGCGUCAAUUCAAGCGAGGUACAACAAGACAGGAGCUUAAUGUAUCAUGGCUCAAAAAGAACGAACUCGAUCUAAAACGUCAUGUUGCAGAGAUGAGAGAAGCUAUCCGAACGAAUUGGAGUACUACUGGACAAGAAUUGGGCAAAGAAUUGAAACAAUUCUGGCAAUCCAGUCGUCCCGGUAGUCCCGCACGCAUGCACAGUUUCGAAGCAAAUAGUACCGGAUCCCUCACAAGCCCAUCCGCUCUACAACAUCUCACACGCCGCCUGGAAAUUCCAAGAAAUGAUAGUCCAGGUCCAGGUAGUGAUUUUGCAACAGGAUAUAGUUUAGGUCUCAUUGGGGGUGUACGAUCAUGGAUGACUCGAAGUCGUCAAACCAAUCGUGAUAGUCUACAAGGAAGUGAAAGCAGUGAAGAGGAAAGUGAUGAGAGACUUUCACCACGUGGUAGAAGCGAAAAGGAAAAUUCCAAAUCUGAUGAAAAUGAAGUUGAUGAAGAACAAGUCGAUGCACAAAUUGAUGCGGCUAUGGCGGAAAAUGCUAAGAAGUCUGGUCAAUAAAUAUGGAUUGGCUUUUGGGAUGACGCAGGGUAUACAGGACUUUAAUUGAAAAGUCUUUCAUUUUGUUUUGUGUGUUCGAUUUUCUACCUUGUAGUAUAUCCUCUGUUGAGUUGUUGUGCUACAUACAUAGGUAUUCGGCAAGUUGUGUGGAAUAGUCGGGAAGCGAUUCAAGUAUUGAAGUCCGAGCAAAUACUAGAGGUCGUGGUGAUAUCAUUGUCGGAGCUUAGGGCGAGCUUUUUCAAGCAGAAUGAAUGGCACGGCUGUUGGUGUGUUGGGGCGAAUAGUCUGAAAUGCAUACCUAGGUAUGAUGUCCGGGAAGCGCGAGGGAGAUUGUUAUAUGUCUACCACCUAGGUAUGUUCGGCCAGAAGAAGUAUGGUCCGAAGCUUAGUCUUUGUGUUUGCUUUUACUCACUUUGUAUUUUUAUCAUUAUGUUGUAGAGUUAAUGGAAAAGGAAAUGGUUUAAUGGAGAAUGAUGGUGGAAUUGCAAUGGUUUGGACUUUUGGAUAGACAAAAACUCAAGAUGAUAACGUUGAUUUGCAAGCUAGACUGAGGUUUUGUUUUUCGUAUGAAUUGUUUCUGUGGAUUUAAAUGAGUAUAUCUAAUAUCUAAUUCUUACAAUCU
This is a messenger RNA of Botrytis byssoidea, 2898 nucleotides long. RefSeq lists its product as uncharacterized. Gene Ontology annotation, molecular function: phosphatidylcholine binding; choline-phosphate cytidylyltransferase activity. NCBI's taxonomy places the organism in Eukaryota, Fungi, Ascomycota, Leotiomycetes, Helotiales, Sclerotiniaceae. Gene Ontology annotation, cellular component: nuclear envelope. Gene Ontology annotation, biological process: CDP-choline pathway. The record is from RefSeq and is a predicted model, not a curated record. The coding region runs from base 807 to 2276 and encodes 489 amino acids. The transcript is spliced from 5 exons.